AUGGAUCAACAAGGCAGCAGUUUCCAUGACGAUUCAUUGAUAAACAGUCAAGUACUUUCGGAAAAAGAUUUAAAAUUUUUAAUGCAAGCUUUAAAAAUUCCAAGUACUCAACAUCAAGCAAUGGCUUGUGUAGCAAUGUUAUGCUCUAGCAAAGGGAAUCAUGCGGUAAUCAAUCCGUUUAUCAGCGGUAUUUAUCAUCGCGGAGGGCUUGACAUUUUACAGCAAGUGAUCUUAACUUCUAGAGAUUGCCAGACAUUAAAAGUGGCUUUAAUGGCACUGGCUAGUUGUAUUGAACAAGACGGAAACUGUAAAUUUCAUGUUUACACUCAAUCCUUAUACAAUAGUUUAUAUGCUAUCCUCUCUUCAGUUGUUACCAAGGAUGCUUGGGCAUCAGCUGCGUAUUUAAUUAGUUGUCUUGCAUUUAAAAAUGGUCGAGGACAAGUAUUAGCUGGGAAUUCCAGAUGCUUGCACGGACUCUGUGAUCUAUUAAGCCAUUAUAAGAUGCGAAUGUAUAGUAGUGCUGCCUUUCUUAAGAACGUUACCAAUCAGAACAAAUGCGCUUUUAUGCUACCUGAAUUAAUUUCUGCUUUGAAAAACAGCCAAGAUUUGGUCUUGCUUUGUACCGUAACCAGUAUUUUAAACGUCUUACUUGAUAAUCAUGACAACAUUCUUAAACAAUGGCAUAAGGAUAUGAAAUCAACAAUCACAUUAAAGGCCUUAUACCACCUGAUUAUGAUUUCCAAUAGCUUUGUUGAUGAAGAAGUUGCCAACUGCCUUUGUGAAACUGAAUGUGUAACGAUACUAUCAGAAUUACAAAUUAAUUCUGAGGUCAACGUCUUGGCUGAACUAGCGGAUUAUGUUCUAAUAGAGCUCGAAAAAGAAAGUAACAGACGAUUCGAAUUGGAUACAAUGAAAUACAGAAACUCUUCUACAUGCGAAUGGAUUCUAUUAACAAAAGAGGAUUGCGAUCUGUCUUCUGUAGAAUUAAUGUCGGAUGAAACUCUAGAUUAA
This is a messenger RNA of Trichoplax adhaerens, 1011 nucleotides long. RefSeq lists its product as uncharacterized. The transcript is spliced from 10 exons. The coding region runs from base 1 to 1011 and encodes 336 amino acids. The record is from RefSeq and is a predicted model, not a curated record. NCBI's taxonomy places the organism in Eukaryota, Metazoa, Placozoa, Uniplacotomia, Trichoplacea, Trichoplacidae.